AUGCUGGAUGAGGUCCAACUGCGGGAGUUCUACGAGUUCGUGUACCCCGUCGAGCUCGUGACUCAGUGGUUGUCGUACAAAUUCGCUGCUGUGGAGAAGAUGGACGAUGUAAUUGACGCUGGUUUCGCUCUCUCGCCCCUGUUGUCGGAGGAUGUCGCCAAUAAGGAGCAACGCAACAUCGCCGCUGAGGGUUAUCUUGCGCGGCGAGAGUUUUGCUUUACGCUUCUCGGUGAUAUCUUUACACGCUUCCGAAGCUACAGCAGCGCGGCGGAGCUGCGACGUGAUCUCAUUCGCUGCUACCCGGAGAAGAUUGAUGUAGGGGCAGUGUACACAAUUCGCCCUAAUCAAAAACAAAGCGCGUCAAGCAUUCUUCCUCUUGAGCGUGAGCUUGUGUUUGAUAUUGAUAUGAGCGACUACGAUAGUGUAAGGUCCUGCUGCAGUGGAAAGUCCAUUUGCAACUACUGUUGGACGUGGAUGGCAUGUGCGGCCCACGUACUGCGGAGAAUUCUUCAGGAGGACUUUGGGUUUCGUUAUAUUUUGCCCGUGUUUUCUGGUCGACGCGGUAUUCAUCUAUGGGUGUGUGACAAGCGAGCAUGUAAGAUGCACGACGACGAACGUUCUGCGCUCGUGGGGUACUUGACAGUAGUGGUUCCUAAAGCCUCUCGUCAGGCUGUUGUGGCAGACUUUGUUAAUGGCAAACCCAUUCACCCCACCAUUCGUUGUGUGCAGAGAGACGUCAUCGACCCGGCGUUUACUCGGCUGUUUUUGGAGUCUUCCAAGUCGAACCCAAAUAGCAUCCUACACCCGCGAGGGGCCAGUGUCGUCCACUCCGCCAUCGUUGCAGCGCUUAAAAUGGGCUCACGCCGCGACGUAGAGCAACGGUUUCUGCAACACGUUCCCUUUGAGGAUGGAAACAUACUUGACUGGGGUUACGUGAUACGAGCUUUGGGGGAUGCUGCGGAGAAUAUCACGGCCGCGGCGCAGCUUCUGGUGAUGUACCCAAGGCUGGAUGAACAUGUCACUACACGGCGAGACCAUCUUUUGAAGUUGCCGUUUUGCGUGCAUCCCGGCACCGCAUCGCUCUGUUGUCCUCUUGAGUGGGACACUCUCGUUUCCUUCGACCCUCUCAUCGACGCCCCAAAGCUGCAGGAGAUGUUGCUGAACCGUCAUAUGGAUUUAAAAUGGCUGCAACCGUUAAAGAGCAUGCUGCAGGAGAUGGGUCUAGACCCUGAGGAGGAGCGUUAG
Trypanosoma rangeli is the source of this 1245-nucleotide messenger RNA. Its product is annotated as DNA primase small subunit. Lineage: Eukaryota; Euglenozoa; Kinetoplastea; Trypanosomatida; Trypanosomatidae. Bases 1 to 1245 code for a protein of 414 amino acids. Gene Ontology annotation, biological process: DNA replication, synthesis of primer. Gene Ontology annotation, cellular component: alpha DNA polymerase:primase complex. The transcript has a single exon. The record is from RefSeq and is a predicted model, not a curated record.